Serpula lacrymans var. lacrymans S7.9 is the source of this 1111-nucleotide messenger RNA. RefSeq lists its product as uncharacterized. The transcript has 7 exons. The record is from RefSeq and is a predicted model, not a curated record. The coding region runs from base 80 to 847 and encodes 255 amino acids. NCBI's taxonomy places the organism in Eukaryota, Fungi, Basidiomycota, Agaricomycetes, Boletales, Serpulaceae.
GACAAGUCUAUUCACAUUCCAACGACUUUCUAUCGACGGGCUACACCACAUACUGUAUUUCCCAUUCCUCCCAUAACACAUGCAGAAUAACGAGCCCGAAUUCGAUCUCGUAGCAGCCCUCGCUACACUGCCCGAAACAGCUAAGAAGUGCUCCAAUCUAGAGAAAGGUCGAUUAUACAACAAGUUAUCCGUCAAAUUGCUCUAUCAAUGCCAAAGAUAUUCUGCUGAGGCCAGACCGGAUAUAAAGAGGAAAAUUGGUAACAUACAAUCUCGUAUCACAAGACUAAACACUGUUGCUCUUCUACUCAUGCAAGAGAAUAAUAGAUCGAGCAAGUGGGACCCCCGAAAGAUAAUAAAAAUGUACUAUCAAAAUCGUGGCUUUGCUGAAGAAUGUCUUGCUGUCUUGAAUUUUGCGAAAAUUACUUCAGAUGAGAUUAUGAGGACGAGAGCGCAAAGCAGUGAAGAUCGUGAAUCACAGAUCAGUAUAACAACGAGCUUCUUCACUGCUAUAGAUAUUGUCACUCAGGGUGAUGCAGAUUUAGAUGAGAAUGAUGGCGAUGGAGCUGAUAUGGGAUCACGACCAGCUGAUGGAAAUCAGACCAAUGAACAAAUCCUAGGACAGGUCCAAAAUUUUGCUCAGGCCUUACAGUCGAUACCCAUUCGUCAACUUGGAACAUCAGACGUCACUGUAAACCAGACUAUCAUUGUCCAAAGCAUUGUAAAUCGGGGUUCCGGGACCACUACGAAUCCCACGAUCAAUGUGGGUGGAUCAAAUACUAGGGGUGAGGCAGUCGACAUACGACGACCGCUUCCCAACUAUCUACAUAAAAUGUAUAUCAAAGCCUGAAACCGUUAACGACCAAAGACGGCAUCUUGUAGCAGUGGACUGAAUGGACACGCAGUGAGACAUUGAUUUCACAGCCAUGGUAUAAUUCUGUCAAAUACGAAACGUUCAGACUACGCCCAAUGGCCUACUAGUCGAGUGUAGUAUCAGCGAGAUGGAGGAUUAAUAGAUUGGUGUAGCCCGGCCAUUGAAACCGCGUUUCUUGUUAAUGUAUUGAGGAUGUCGCUAAAUAUAUUCCAAAUAUAUUCCAGGAUGGAACAGUAAGAC